AUGGCAGAUCAACAUGAUGUUGAUUUGGACUCCAUAAUCGACCGUCUGCUGGAGGUUCGUGGCAGUCGCCCUGGCAAACAGGUGCAGCUGCUCGAGGCCGAGAUCCGAUACCUGUGCACCAAGGCUCGUGAGAUCUUCAUCUCCCAGCCCAUCCUGCUCGAGCUCGAGGCUCCUAUCAAGAUCUGCGGCGAUAUCCACGGGCAGUACUAUGACCUGCUGCGCCUGUUCGAGUAUGGCGGGUUCCCGCCGGAGGCGAACUACCUCUUUCUCGGUGACUACGUCGACCGUGGCAAGCAGUCUCUGGAGACCAUCUGCCUGUUGCUGGCAUACAAGAUCAAGUACCCCGAGAACUUCUUCAUCCUGCGUGGCAAUCACGAGUGCGCCUCUAUCAACCGCAUCUACGGCUUCUACGACGAGUGUAAGCGCCGUUACAACAUCAAGCUGUGGAAGACCUUCACCGACUGCUUCAACUGCCUGCCCAUCGCGGCCAUCAUCGACGAGAAGAUCUUCACCAUGCACGGUGGUCUGAGCCCAGACCUGAACUCCAUGGAGCAGAUCCGCAGGGUCAUGCGCCCCACUGAUAUUCCAGACUGCGGGUUGCUGUGCGACCUGUUGUGGUCAGACCCUGACAAGGACAUCACCGGCUGGAGUGAGAAUGAUAGAGGUGUUAGUUUCACAUUCGGGCCGGACGUCGUGUCUCGUUUCCUGCAAAAACACGACAUGGACUUGAUCUGCCGUGCCCAUCAGGUGGUCGAGGACGGAUACGAGUUCUUCUCCAAGCGCCAGCUCGUCACCCUCUUCAGCGCGCCUAACUACUGUGGAGAGUUUGACAAUGCGGGUGCCAUGAUGAGUGUCGACGAGAGUCUACUCUGCUCAUUCCAGAUCCUCAAGCCCGCUGAGAAGAAACAAAAGUACGUUCCCGGCCUCGGAGGCAGUAGAUCCAUCACUCCUCCCAGGAAGUCGUCCAAGACCUGA
Messenger RNA from Cryphonectria parasitica EP155, 975 nucleotides. RefSeq lists its product as uncharacterized. The coding region runs from base 1 to 975 and encodes 324 amino acids. The transcript has 4 exons. Gene Ontology annotation, molecular function: protein serine/threonine phosphatase activity. The record is from RefSeq and is a predicted model, not a curated record. Gene Ontology annotation, cellular component: nucleus; cytoplasm. Lineage: Eukaryota; Fungi; Ascomycota; Sordariomycetes; Diaporthales; Cryphonectriaceae.